Molecule: messenger RNA, 1883 nt
Organism: Durio zibethinus
Lineage: Eukaryota; Viridiplantae; Streptophyta; Magnoliopsida; Malvales; Malvaceae
Source: RefSeq, a predicted model, not a curated record
UCUAGUACAUUUAGUUUUUGAGCGUUUGAUCUUUAAAUCUUUUCAAACCUUACCGCAUUAUGUCAAACCAACCGGCACCAACUCGUCCCUGGUUUCGUUUAGGAUCCAUAUCAAGGCCAGCACCCCAAGCACCUAGUCAAAGCCCUGAACCCGCACCAGCCCCGCCACGACCAGCCGCUGUCCGACCUACAUUCAGGCCGGUAGUACAGGCUCAGCCUCCACCAAAUCAACCUCAAGCAACCGCCGAUGCUCCACCACCUGUGGGUGGUGUUUCUUCGGUUCCAUCAUCCCCUGUAGCUGUUGGUAGAACUUCUCAACCGUCUUCCCCUUCUGAUAAAAAACCUACAACUACCACAACGGUUCCAGUCAGUGCCACAACUUCUUCAGUGCCUAGUUCCCCCAUGAAGACAGUGCCAACUUUAACGGCAGCUGCGGCGGGGCAAACUACUUCUCCACUGAAAGCAGCAACAACUGCGUCAGUAACAUCUUCUCCGGCCAAGCCAGUGACAACUACUACCUCCGUGCCAACUUCUCCAGCCAAGACAGCCCCAACUACAACACCAGUGACAAGUUCCCCAACACAAAAACCUGACUCCGUUGUGACCACCACGACUCACGUACCUAGCCCUAAAGCAUCAACAACAACAGUCAAACCUGCCAUACAAUCUCCUAGUCAAUCACCAAAGAUCAAACCACCAACUGCUCCAGCACCUUCUCCUUUAACUCUCCCACCUCCCCAGUUGAAAGCUCAAGCUGAGCUUGAACCCAAAAUCCCUGUUGAGGCAGAGCAAAAGACUGUGCUUGUUCAAAAGACUUUUGACAAGCUCAAAGAACGGCUAUUUAGUGGUGCCCCUCAAAAGGAUCUUGGUGACACACACAAACCUAGCAUUCCACUGGAUGGACAGAAAGAACCGUCCAAGGAUGGUGAGAAAAAGGAGAAAGGUCAUGGCAAGAAGUUUUCUUCGGACUCGGAGGAUGCCGGUACGAGGGUCAUAACAAUUGCUGGUGAAAACAAAGGUGCUUUCAUGGAGGUAAUCCGAUCACCCCAUAAAAAUGGCUUUCAGGGCAGUCCUCAUCAUCUACAAAAGAGAGUAAUUUCUUCUCGAACUGGGGGGGAUGGCAGUGACCCCCAAAGCUACAGAAGCAGCAGCGAGGAAGGUGAUCGUAAGAUGAAGGACAAGAGCAACAAAUCAAAGACAAUGCCUAUUACAGCAUUCCUGAACAGCAACGUGCAAGGCAUUAAUAACUCAAUUGUCUACAAUUCUUCAUGCACUCACCAUGACCCUGGUGUGCACCUUUCUCUCCACGUAAAAUAAACUGGUAAUGGAUUCGAUAUUGAGGAACGGACCAAUGGUUACAACAGCUAGAGAAAAAGUAAAACAUCAAAAGGGUUUUAAUUACUUACAGUACCUACGUUUUUUCAGAAUAAAUAAUGCUUUAGAAGUUAUAUGAGUGAUUGCUAUCGGACACAAGGAUUCGGAUUCUUCAGUACCACUUUUUUUGUGGGCCUAAUUGAAGACGGUCCAUGUGCAGGCCUUUUAGCAUUGAGGAUUAUUAGUAUAUAUGCUAAACUCCGAUUACAAUAAAGGUUAAGGAUAAAACCAUUGUGUUUGAUGUUCACCGAUUAGCCUUUAUAUAUUCUUUCAAAACUUCUUGCCAACUGCCCAUAUUCCAAAUUUAUACUCCGUUAAAUCCAAAGUUUUUCUGUUUUUAUACCACGAUGUGGAAAACUUCUGAAAUUCGCAUUAGGAAAACUUUUCAUCCAAGAUGAUGACAGAGACCUUUCAGCUUUUUACACUUUGGUAUUAAAUUAUCCUAUUGCCAACGGAUCUACAGGACCAUCCAUGACACUUGCUCCAAAAGAAAAAUGAAAGAUGGAAAAU